This is a messenger RNA of Psilocybe cubensis, 1347 nucleotides long. RefSeq lists its product as uncharacterized. Bases 1 to 1347 code for a protein of 448 amino acids. The transcript has 7 exons. Gene Ontology annotation, cellular component: membrane. Gene Ontology annotation, molecular function: chitin deacetylase activity. Gene Ontology annotation, biological process: carbohydrate metabolic process. NCBI's taxonomy places the organism in Eukaryota, Fungi, Basidiomycota, Agaricomycetes, Agaricales, Agrocybaceae. The record is from RefSeq and is a predicted model, not a curated record.
AUGUUUUUCCCUCUAAUUUCACUUGUUUCCUGUCUCGUCGCUCAUGUCGCAGCGGUACCAACGCCUUCGUCCAAUGUAGGGCACGAUCAUUCGCAUAACGUUCGACGAGCGCUCCCAGGCACUUGGUAUCACGAUGAAGACCAUCCUGCACACAGCUUAUUUAAACGCGCGCCGGGUGAUGGUUCGACAUAUGCGACUGUGGGUACUCCAGCCUGGUCAGCUGGAUUCCCCCAGAGCUCCCCGGACCCGAAUGCACUUCCAGCAGAAUGGGUCAACGCUCUUAACGCCGCUGUGUCGGCUGGAAAAAUUCCAAACAUUCCACAGUCCUCGAAUACCCCCGGGACGAACCCAGUUUACCCAACGGGGUUCAAUCCUAAUGGUCCUGAAAUUUGUUCCGCAACUGCAAAAUGUCGAAUUCCUGGCGAUAUUUGGGACGCGCCCGAUGGUCUUUUUGCAAGUUCUUUCGACGAUGGACCUACGCCUUCCACUCCUACCCUUGUCAAUUUCCUGGGCUCAGUCAACCAGACCACAACGCACUUCAUGAUCGGUAUCAAUUUUCUGUAUUACCCCAACCAGUUUUUGGCGGCUUUCAACGCGGGCCAUGAUAUUGCGGUGCACACAUGGACUCAUCCAUAUAUGACCACUCUCAGCAACCUGCAAAUAGUUGGACAGCUCGGGUGGACAAUGCAGAUGAUACAUAACUCGACGGGUGGUCGUGUUCCAAAGUACUGGAGGCCACCAUAUGGCGAUUCGGAUGCGAGAGUGACCGCUAUUGCUAAGGAGGUAUUCGGCUUACAGACUAUAAUUUGGAAUCACGACACUGAAGAUUGGAAUAAUGGAACGCCGCAGACAAUUGGGGUCUCCAUGACGGGCUUCUUAGCGUCGCCGAAGAGUCCAGGUCUCAUCAUCCUGGAGCACGAGUUGACAGAUAACACAGUCAAUGGAUUCAUUGGAGCGUAUCCUCAAAUCCAGUCAACUGGGUGGAAAUUCUCUUCUCUUGUUAAAGCCAUAGGAGAUGGGCGCACGUAUCGAAAUGCUCAGAAUUCCCUCUCGAAUGAUGUUCAACCAGAUGGAAUUCUAAUCUCACCACCUUCCAAUGUGACGACUUCGUCGUCGUCGUCGUCCUCAUCUUCUUCUUCAUCGUCGUCAUCUUCGGGGUCAUCUUCGUCAUCAACAACGUCGUCUUCAUCUAGCUCUACGACUUCCAGCGCGUCAUCUGCCUCUAACCAUGACAGUGGUUCAGACACUAAGUCAUCAUCAGCGCUCUCCGCCACAUUUGUUCCCAUCUCUACCCACAUCACACUAUUAAUUCUAUGUUUGACCAGCGCCCUCAUUGUUGGAUCAUGA